UGAUUACGGUGGCAUUGAUUAUGGUGAUAUUGGAUCUUUCGGCUUUUCUCAUGGUCUUUCUGCUUCUCUCCUUCUGGUGAUUAUGGUAGCAUUAGAUUUUUCAGCUUUUCUCGUGGUCUUUUUGCUUCUCUCAUUUUUUUGGCAAUUAUGGUGUGAAUCUUUUAGCUUCUCUUGUGGUCUUUCUGCUUCUCUCCUUCUGGCAAUUAUGGUGUCUUUCUACUUUUCUCCUUCCGGCGAUUAUGGUGGUAUUAGAUCUUUCAGCUUUUCUCGUGGUCUUUCUGGUUCUCUCAUUCUUCCAACAAUUAUGGUGUUUUUAUUUCUAGCAGUUCUUUCUGGCUUCUUUGACUUGUAA
Messenger RNA from Cetraspora pellucida, 352 nucleotides. NCBI's taxonomy places the organism in Eukaryota, Fungi, Glomeromycota, Glomeromycetes, Diversisporales, Gigasporaceae. The record is from the annotation of a GenBank genome assembly.